AUGAGUCGCCUGCUCAAGCGGGCCCUCCAGCAGCAGCAGCGGCAGGAAGCGCCGGGUGACGCGAGCGGCGAGUCGAGCGAGGAGGACGCGCCGCGUGGGCAGCGCAACAACGGCGGCUUCUCCUUUCUGCCCGCCUCUGAAUCCUCGGAGGUGUCGGAAAGCUCUGAGGAGGAGGAGGAGCUCCAAAGAGAGGAGCAGAAGGAAGAGACGGCUGCACAGGCGGCCGCACAACCCGACACAGUCCUCGAGGACCCGCUGCCAGCAGUCGAGGAGCCGCGCCCGCCGCCGGCCGCAGCUGCGCCAGCCACAGAGCCGUCAGGCGUGCCAGACAUCCCCACGCUCUGGCUGCUCGAGCCGCGGCACCUCGACAGCGCGAACGAGCUCGGAGCCCGCUUUGGCAAAAACACGAUGCGCUUGCUCGCCGCCGCCGGACGGGGCGGCAAGCCGAAGCGCGGCGCGGGCUGGCGGGGCGGCGGAGGCGGCCGGGGCGGCCGCUACACGCGCGCGGCGCUGCUGGCGAGCGGGAAGGACCACUGGCCUCCGCUCGGAGGAGGGGUCGACACCGACGAGCCGGCGCAGGGGCGCGGCCCCUCCGCCAGUGUAGGCGCCGACCCGCCGAUGAGCUUUGUGUUUGUGCACUCGCGCUCGUACCGGGAGCUGCAGGUCGAGGUCGAGGUCGAGGUCGAGGUCGAGGUCGAGGUCGAGGUCGAGGUGGAGAUGGCGACGGCGACGGGCGACCCCGCAGCACUGCAGCGCGUGCUGGCCGCUUGCCCGUACAACACGGACGGCCUCGCGCUGCAUGCGUGCGAGGCCGCCUUCCACCCGCAGAUGCGCAGCCGCUGCACGCAGGGCACGGCGCGGCUGCGGUGGCGCAACGCGGCGAACCGGCCUUUCCUUCGCGCGCUCUUCCGCCAGAUGAAGCGCGCGAGUCGGGAGGGCUGCCAUCGCACGGCGCUCGAGCUCGGCAAGCUGCUCUUCUGCCUCGACCCGGAGGGGGACCCGAUGCACCUCCUCCUGCGGCUGCCGGGCCUCGCCCUCGCCGCCGGCGAGCACCGCCCGCCUGCCCCACCCCCUUUCACCCACCCUCCACCCCCCAUCCCACGCGAGCACCGCUGGCUGCUCGCGCUGCCCUCCGCCCUCCCGGCCCACGGGCUCCCCCUCUACCCGCAGUACGCCCUGUCGCUCGCCCUCGCGGAGCGCCUCUCCGCGUCGCCCGACGCAGGAGGCGCGAUCUCCCGCAAUCUCCCAGCCUCUCUCCAUCAUUCCACCGAUCUCACAGCUCCGCGCGCCGAGGGGGCGGUCGGGGCGGGGGAGGCGCAGCUGCGGCGCGCGCUGCUGCUCUUCCCGCCGCUGCUUCCGCUGCUCGUGCGGAAGGCGCGGUGUCGCCCGCGGCGUCGCAGCGCCUUCCGCUCGGUGCCUCACUCCUUCCGGCGGACCAAGGAGACUUUGAGCAAGCAGGUGCCGCACCCGCUCGUGGAGGAGGAGGCGUGCGGCGCGACGCUGGGCCUUCUCCUCCGCCUGUACGCCUCGCAGCACACGCCGCACCUCUGGGCGUGGCUCCUCGCGUCUGCAGACUCCCUGCUGCGCCGCCUGGAGGCGCGGGACAAGGACGUGGUUGCCCUCGCCGCCGAUUGCGCGGUCGCCCGGCAAGCCGAGUACUUCUGCGGCGCGCACGAGCACACCGAGUUUGCCGAGGCGGACCCCUCCGAUUUCGGGCUCGAGCUACCGGCCCAGCUGCCGGCCGAGCUGCUCGCCGCGGCGCUCGCCGACCCCGACAGGCCGCCGCCGCCGCCGGCUGAGCCUCGGCUGCCGGGGCGUCUGGUGGUGCCGCGGAGGGAGCGGCUGCAGCUCCGCGCGCAGACGCACCCCGUCGUGCAGUUCUUCCUCUCGCUGCUGCCGUGGGCGAUGGCGCCGCACCGGGACUGA
Molecule: messenger RNA, 1926 nt
Organism: Emiliania huxleyi CCMP1516
Lineage: Eukaryota; Haptophyta; Isochrysidales; Noelaerhabdaceae
Exons: 16
Coding region: 1-1926 (641 amino acids)
Cellular component (GO): RQC complex
Source: RefSeq, a predicted model, not a curated record